AUGGGCAAUCAGUCAGCUCGUCAGCUAUCCACUCACAGAAAGCAUGUCGUGCACACCGAAGCUUGGCUGAAAUCCGCUGAGCUGACACCUACAUGGGUGUGGGCCUUGGUUGAUUUACCAGAGACGAUGCAUUCAAGAUAUAAGGAAAACGCACAGUUCUUGAACAUCAUAAAUCAGGUCCGUGACUUUUUGAACAUACUGAUCAAAGUUCACAAAUGCGAUCCUGAAAUGAUCAAGACUCUCUCCUUCCGUCUCGGAGCACGCCAUCGGCACUAUAUGAACGAAGGAAAUGACAACUGUUAUUGGGCGCCGUUUGCUCAACAACUUCCGAUCGCCAUGAGCAAAAUGUACAUGAGAGUUGUGAAUGAGGAUAGCAAAAUUCGGAGGAUACUACGGAUACGUUCUCGAGCUGCCGAGAAAAGUGAGGAAGAGGAAGUUUGUGAAUCUUGGAGACAGUUUUCGUGUAUGCUAAUUGAAUCCAUGAAACGGGGAUAUGAAGGAUGUGCCAGUGAAAAAACGCCUCUUCGGUUAAGCAUCACUAACUCAAUCAUUUCCAUGGCUUCUAUGCGUUCAACCCGUUCUCGGUCCGCUUCUCAUUUCCUCGAACCGAAUAUGUCACCAGCAAUCGUUUACCUAUUUAGUUCGCCUAUUCACCAACUAAUACAACUAUCUACUAAUCGUUUGGUGUGCUGUGUGAAUUCCGUUGUUUUCUUAACAUUUCGUUAUACUCACUUCCUAUUCUACCCCCUUCAGCUCCCAUGUGUGCUCUUCUGGGUUCAACAGAGAGUAACUCAACAACUACAACAACUCAGCCAUCAUCUCCCAUCACUCCGUACCGACGGAGAAGUAUGUUCAAAGCAGGAGGCAAUCUUCAAAGGAACAGCCAAGAUUUCACUGCUCUCCGAAAUAGACGAAUGUCUUCUCCGAAUAACCCAUCAAUUCUGCUCAACAAUUGCGACAUUCAACUUCUCAAGUUGA
Caenorhabditis briggsae is the source of this 978-nucleotide messenger RNA. It is a transcript of the gene Cbr-glb-4, whose product is annotated as Protein CBR-GLB-4. The transcript has 7 exons. The record is from RefSeq and is a predicted model, not a curated record. NCBI's taxonomy places the organism in Eukaryota, Metazoa, Nematoda, Chromadorea, Rhabditida, Rhabditidae. Gene Ontology annotation, molecular function: heme binding; oxygen binding. The coding region runs from base 1 to 978 and encodes 325 amino acids.